CGGCCACACCGUCAAAUGUCAGAAGGGGAUAUUUUGUUUGUUUUUAUUUUUUAGGUGUUUAAUUUUACAAUACCAUUAAUAUUUUUUGACUGCGUUUGACUAUUAACUAUUUUAUAUCAAGCAUAUUGAUGUAUAAAAAGAAUGAGGUUGUUGUGAACUAAUGACGUUAACUUCCUCAAUUUCUGUCAGUACUCCUUUUCCAUUUAAGGAAUGUCAUAGAAAUGCCGUGAAUAUGUAGAAUAUGAUCUAAAGUACUUUAAUACCAAAUGUAGCCCUCAGAAGAAAUAUAAUCAAGAUACAAAUUACAUUGUACUUAUGAAUUAUAUACACAGUGUAUAUUAUGAGCCACACAAAUGAACAAAAUCCCUUAUCUCAACCUCUGAGGGUCGAAACUGACGACCCUGUACAUCCAGAAGAAAAUUACUUCGAAGAGGAAGCCAAUUUCAAUGGAAAUAGCAAUGAUAACUCUGAUUCACUCGGACCUCUUCCUCCAAAGUGGGAAAAAGCCUAUACUGAAAGUGGAGAAGUCUACUUUAUCGAUCAUUCAACUGGAACCUCCCAUUGGCUGGAUCCAAGGCUGUCAAAGUUCCAGAAGAAAACAUUAGAAGACUGCAUGGACGACGAAUUGCCAUACGGAUGGGAAAAAAUUAGCGAUCCCCAUUACGGUACCUACUUCAUAGACCAUGUGAACCGUCGCACCCAAUAUGAAAAUCCCGUAAUUCAAGCGAAAAGAGCUGCUUCCCAAUCAUCAGCCAGAGUCAGCAGAACUUCGUUCACUAAAGAUCCAGCAGAGCUAUGUGGGCAACGUUUUAAGACCUCUUUGGUUAAAUCUUCGCGGGGAUUAGGCUUCACCAUUGUAGGCGGUGAUGAUAAUGUCGAUGAGUUUCUUCAGAUUAAGUCUGUGGUACCAAAAGGUCCAGCUUGGUUAGAUGGUCAGCUCCAGACUGGAGAUGUUAUAGUUUUUGUAAAUGAUACCUGCGUUUUGGGAUACACCCACAACCAAAUUGUUAGACUGUUUCAAUCUAUAAGUGUAGGUUCUACUGUAUGUUUAGAAGUUUGUCGUGGAUACCCUUUGCCGUUUGAUCCCAAUGAUCCUAAUACAGAAGUAGUGACUACAAUAGCCGUCGACACUCAUAUACAGCCUAUCCCUAACGAAAAAUCUUUUGUAGAUACUAAUUAUAAUUUUAUUGAAGGCGAAGAGAUUUCGCACAGUGAUAAAACUAUGCUAGAUUCGAGUAAUGAUCUAGAUGAUCUCUUGAAGGGUAUGGGGAACGUUUCUAUUGGUAAAAUAGAUGUCAAAGUAAGGAUAGUUAAGGGUAAUUUAGGCUUCGGUUUUACAAUAGCCGACAGCGCUUGUGGACAAAGGGUGAAGAAAAUUCUCGACCAUCAACGCUGUAAAAACUUGAUGGAAGGCGAUAUACUUGUGGAAAUCAACGAGAUUUCUUUACAAAGUAUGUCGCACGAUGAUGUAGUACAAGUUUUGAAGAAUUGCUCUUAUAACAGUGAGGCAACUAUUUGUGUACAGCGGGGGUGUCCCAAUAAGACCCCCAGUAUUAGGAAUAAGACUAAAAAAUUGGAUAUUCGGUUUAAUGGGAAAGACAUAGGCAGUGCGUAUAGGAGUAAAACGCCUACGGCGGAUAUUUACAGUACUCAAACUCGUGAGGUAUUGCCUAGUAGACCUAAAACGCCAUUAGUAGAUACUAGGGGUUUAUCAAAAACUCCUAUUAAGGAUAUCAAUUCCAAUUCUAAUCAUGAACUGUUUAAGCACGACUAUUUGAACGAUAAUAUCAACAGUUCGGAGAGAUCGCGCUUGAGAUUAUCGCUGAUAGAUAAUCAAGAAGAGGAUGUAGAUGAUGUAGAUUUAGCUGAAAACCAAAACAAAACCAUGAGUGAAUACCCUGCUCAAUUAGAUACGAAAUUUAGUUUGUAUACGCCGAUUCCUCAUAGGUAUGACUGUUCUUGCGCAUACUGUUCCAAUCCCAGGUCAGCCGUUGUCGACCCUAUGGAUGCCUACGAUAAUUCGAAAAAAUUCAAUGGAGGAACUGAUUGGUGGUAUCAGUCUCAAAAUGUCGAAUAUUUGACGACCGCAGUUACAUUGCAUCGACAAGAAACGGGCUUUGGCUUCAGGAUAAUAGGAGGAAUUGAAGAUAAGUCGCAGGUGGCAGUUGGACAUAUAGUAGCAGGAGGGUCAGCUGAUAUAGACGGCAGAAUACGAUCAGGAGACGAAAUCGUCAGCGUGGAUGGCUAUUCAGUGAUAAAAGCGUCUCAUCGACAAGUAGUACAAUUGAUGAACACAGCGGCAACUAGAGGGCAGGUGAAUUUAAUUCUCAGGCGACGCAUCAAUCCUCCACCACCACAGAUACCUGUCAAUAUAAACGUCAAUACAGGAACUCCAUAUUGGUCAGUUGAAAGUCAUUCUCAAAUGUCAGCUGUUAACAUGACAUUGAUUCCAACUAAUUCGCAUUUACCUUCUACGUAUGAAGUUACUGUUCAAAGGACCGAAAACGAAGGAUUUGGAUUCGUGAUUAUUUCGUCUGCUAAUAAAAUUGGAUCUACAAUAGGGCGGCUAAUAGAAGAUAGUCCAGCGGAGAGAUGUGGAAGACUAAGAGUAGGAGAUUACAUUGUAGCUGUAAAUCAUAUUGAUAUCAUGCAUUUUAGUCAUGGUGAUAUUGUAAAUCUAAUCAAAGAAUCUGGUUUAUCAGUCACUUUAACAAUAGCACCGAAUCCAGAUCUUUGAUUAAAUUUCCCUUCACUAAAGAAAAUAAUAGUUUUAGGUGUCAGAAUUUUUAAAAUCACUCAUCGCAAAAGAAUGUUUUUAUCUAAUUACACUAUCAUAUUUUGAUAUAUGAUUAUGACAUUAAUUUAAAAUCUGAUUUUUGAUUUUGUAUAUCAAAUGCCUCAAGAUUGCAAUUUUUAAUAAAUUACUUUUUAUACGAAAGGAUAUUACAGAGUAGACCUCUUAAGAUGAAUGCAAAGACUGAAAUUAUUCUCUUUUUUUAUUAAGAAUAAACACCUACUUUGUAUCUAAAAGGUAUUCACAAUCAAUGUUCAGUCUACAUUGCUAGCAAGAUGAAACCUUCAGUCCUGCUUGGCUUCUGUUGGACUGAAUAGUAAAUGAAGUUCUCAUGUGCAGUACAUGAAAAAAUGUGGCAACGUUGUUAAUGUGUUUUUCUUUUAUUGUGUUUAUUAUUUACUCAAACACAAGCAAAGCAGGAACGAAGGUUUGAUCUUGCCAGCACUGAAUAUUGAAGAAGAAUAAAGAAAUUAUAGACUUCAUUACUUAGUUUAGACUGUCACUCUUCUUAAAAGGUUUUAAAGGAUAAAAUUGCUGUUUUAUCCAGAUUG
Molecule: messenger RNA, 3345 nt
Organism: Psylliodes chrysocephalus
Lineage: Eukaryota; Metazoa; Arthropoda; Insecta; Coleoptera; Chrysomelidae
Source: the annotation of a GenBank genome assembly